UAGGGUGUUCAUCUUUUUCUUAUUGAUUUGCCAUAGCUCUUUAUUUGAAAGACUACUCACCUUCCAUUAGCCAUAUGUAUAUAGCGAAUAUUUUCCCCCAAUCCAUUGGUUGCUUUUUCUAUUUGUUCAUGGUGCUUUUUGUGAUGCUUGUGAUGUUUUUACAUAGUCAAAUGGGUUAGUCUUUUCUUCUGUGGUUUCUAUCUCUGGUUUUGUGCUUAGAAAGUCCUUUCCCACUUGAAAAUAAGAUAAGUGUUCACCUGUGUUGGCUUUUGGUCUCCUUUAUGGCUUCAUUUUUUCCAUUAACUGCAGAGGUUAAGAGUGUGGGUACUGGAGCCAGACUGUCUGGGACAAACCCAGCCUCACCCCAAACCAUCUGUGUGAUUUUUAGCCAAGCACUCAGUCUCUCCUUAUCUCCAUUUCCUCAUAUGUGCCAUGUUGAUUCUAAUAGUACCUACCUCAAAGGGUCUUUGUGAGGAUUAAAUGUAUUAACCACGCUAAGUGUGUAGUGCAGGGCCUGACACAUGACAAGAGCCAAGAUGAACCUUAGCUAUUAAAAUGUGCCUCUUUAACGGGUCUGGAAUUCAUUUUGGGAUACGUGACGAUGAUGACAUUUCCAACCGAGCAGUGAGGAAUUGUUGAGAAAAUGGACUGAUUAUUCAGUCACCGCCCUCUUCCCCUAAUUAUCUCAGAAACCUUGGUUAAACAACCCCAUCCUCUCCCUUCCUCUCCCUCCAGUUACAAAUGCCAUAUUCAUCCCGCUAAACACACAUCCAUGUCCGAGCUUGCUAACUAUUCCGGUCCCCAGUGCCUGUUCUUGUCCCCGGGCCAUGCUGCCACGUUGCCUGUUGCUUCGCCGUACAAUGCAAUACCCAGUCGUGGGGGUUCCUUUGCAUGGCGCCCUUCCUCAUUAUCCAUUAUGUCAGGAAGCUGCAGUUCCCCCAGGCAGAGACUGGCAACUGUUCUUAUCUGGGGUGAUUCAUCCUCUCUCCCUCUCCCUCUCCCUCUCCCUCUCCCUCCUUCCUUCUCUUCCUCUCCCUCCCUCUUCUCUCCCUCUGUUUCUCCCAAUACAUCUCACUCACUCUCUCAUUCUCCUUGUCUCUUGAUCUCUAUGCAUCUCUCUGUCCCACUUCAUGUCUCUCUCUCCAUCUCUCACUAUAUCUCUUGUUCUCUCUAUCUCUAUCUCUAUCUCUAUCUCUAUCUCUAUCUCUAUCUCUAUCUCUAUCUCUAUCUUUGUAGAUGUGUGUGUAUAUGUAUCUCUGGCUCUCAGCCAGUCUCUGGAUCUCUGGAUAGAGGAGCAGUUGUCAACUCCAAGUGCCUCCUGACCCCUCCUCUUCCCUGCCCAGCACAGAAGGACAAAUUGAGGCCCAAGGCCAGGCAGGAAAGCCUCUCUCAGGGACUCUCAGAGAUCUAAUGGCAGAGCUAAGGCCACACUGCGAUCUCAGGACCCUCAGGGGGACCCUGGCUCUUUCCCCGACUGUGAACUUCAGUUUAGCCCUCAGCACCCUUGAGGGCCAAGGGGGCCUGGGCUGCCAUUGCCCCUGCUGCCUUCUCCCAGGUUGGGCCCUGACAUGAGCAGCAUGCCCUCACGAGCCUAGUGUGGGGUCCGGCAGCACGGGAGCCAGAGGAUGGUUUUGAUGGAGAGAUGGCAGCCAGUCAGUCCAUCCAUCCGUCUUUGCGUCUCCAGAGUUGACACUGGUCCCUGGGGACCUUGAGCCUGGGGCCCCGCCAGAGAGCCUGGCAAAGCUCAAGCUUUUCCUGCUGUCCCAUGAGGCCCAGGUAGAAGGCACGCCAGCCUUAACCUUCUCCUUCCAUCCCCAUUGCUGGCAGAUGGGACUGAGUUUGGGAACCUGGUCCCAGAAUGGGCAGGGAGACCGAAGCCCUACAGGUGUCCAUUUCCCAACCACUGAUAUUUCACUAAGCGGCUCACAUGCAUUUAACUUUGGAGGACAGUUACUGUCACUGGUUGUCCCAAUUUACACCGGAGCCUGAAGACAGCAAAAGGCUGGGAGCCACACAGCCCGGCCCAGGCUCGGGGAAGGCAGAGGGACUCUGCCUCCUGUGGGGCUUGGCCCGGAGGCUUAGGCUUGCUGCCAUCCCAGGCCUGUGGGCACUGGCCAGACGCUCUGUGAAGUCGGGAGCCUCCAGCCUACAGGCAGCCCCAGUGCAUUGUACACCUUGGCCUAUACGUACUGAGAAGUUGGACCCACGGACCCCACAGAGGCUAUGAAUGUGAGAUUCGCAGGGGAAGAGGUUCUUUGAGUCUGAGAAAUGACGUUCUAUGAUUUUGUGGUGCUGGGGUCCCAGGAUCUAUAGACCUGCAUGGCAUGCCUUGAACUUCCAACAUGGGAUCUCUCCACAGUCCAGUAAGAGCCAACUCUACAGAGCUCAGGGCUUGUCAUGGUGGCCAGAUGGACGUCACCCACCACAUCCGCCAGCGCCCACGUCACCCCCACGUGGGCCAAGCCGGCUCCAGGAUGGGCCAGCCAGUUCUCGGAACGAAACCCGUGGGGUGGGGUGUCUGCCCCCUUCUCUUCCUCCUUGGGGCCAGUGGAGCCCAGUGCAUCCGGCCGCCAUGACGUCAAUGGCAGAAAAAUCUGGGGAAGUUGGGGGCUGUGACAGCAGGGCCCAGAUGCAGACCCCGAUAGGAAAACAUAUUCUGGGUCCCAGAAACAUCCUGCAUGCCGCUUCUGAGAAACCCAGUCAGAAAGGGCCGCCCCAACAGACAGUGCAGGAAGCCGGCUGCCCAGCCCUCCAGGUCCCCCACCAGCAGGCAGACCAUAUCCAGGUCCCCUUUCUGAGAAAGCAUCAGUGCUUCCCUGAGUCAGGCCAUUCCGCACGUGUCUGGGGGUGGACAUUUCUUAUAAGCUCUGGCCACGUGUCCAGGCAGCUUCACAAGUGACCACAGGCCAGCCAUAGGGGCCGGGCCAUACGGAGUACAUAGGAAACAUCCACUCACUCACCAACACUGGUAUUAGUUUGCUCGGGCUGAUGUAACAAAGGAUGGCUGAGUGGCUUACACAACAGAAACGCAUCCCCUGACAGUACUGGGGGCCAAAAGUCCAAGGUGAAGGUGUUUGCAGGGCUGAUCCCUUCUGGGGGCCAUGUGAGAGAAUCUGUCGCAUGCCUGUGUCCUAGCUUCUAGUGGUGUGCUGGCCAUGUUUGGUGCUCCUCGGCUUGUAGACGCAUCACCCCACCUCUGCCUUCAUACAUUCACCCACCAGGGCUCCCCAGGCCCUAGCUCAGAGCCUGCAUAGACCUGACCUCCUGGUUCUCCCACAGUAAUACCUUAACCUCCCAAGAGACUAAGCCUUUUAUACCUGAAUUCUCACAUCCAUCUGCCUCAGCAUCUCAGUCUGACGUCCCCCAGGAGGUGGUGGCAAAGAAAGGAAUGAGAAGCUGCUCCCCCAGAACCCUCUUAGACCACCUCACCCCCCAGGGCUGUUCUCAGUAGCUAUGUGCCCAACCUAGCGCUGUGGGGGUAGGAUGAGGAGUCUGUCCCUCUCUCUCUGUCUCUCUCUCUCUGUCUCUCACACACACCCAGCAGGGGGGCCUGUGAAAUGUGCCCAUACAUUUCCCCAAGAAAGAAGUGCAGGUCUCUGGUUGCCAUGGGACUAUGGAAUUCUGCCCCUGAGCGUCCCCUUUGAUAAAAUGGGCAUCAGAUUGGGCACUCCUUUCCAGCUCUGGCUUCCUCUCUAACUGGAAUCACAGGGUCCUGAGAAAUCGAGGCCCUCCCCCUUGGAGAGUGGGGCUCAACAGAGGGACCUUGAGCCAAUUAUUGGAGGUGUUUGGGGGAUGAGGAAAAGACUAGGCCUUGUCGGGUUUGGAUAAGGGAAGAGGAGGACGGUGUUCCAAGCAGGGCAGACCACACAAGCAAAGGCUUGGGGAGCAGAGGUUGCGGUGACCGCUGAUGGGGCUGGGUAGGGGAACUCUCACAGGACCUGGCUCAGAAGAGCCAUCUCUCCUCCUCUCUGGCACCUGCCGCACCCGCUCCACGCGGGGCAGGAGCCCAGAGCUGGCCAGACUCUGGUGUCCAGCUGCCCACCCAGCAUGCCCACUCACAUAUCUAAUGCCAGACUGUCUGCAUCCGUGCACCCCUGGAUUGUCACUGCCAGCUCUGUCCCCUGUCCUGUGUUCCCUACCACAGGUAAUGUCAGCUCCGUCCUUCCAACUGCUCAGGCUAAAAUCUAGCCUUCACUUUGGCCUUCCAUCUUUCAACCUGAUGUCCAAGCUGCCAGCAACUUCUGCACCUUGAAAACAGAUUCAGACUCUCCCCACUUCUCACCAGCUUCCCUGCCCCCUUCUCAGCCUGUGCCACCCUCAUCACUUGCUCGGAUUGCUCAGUAGCCUCCUUUCUAGCCCUGCUGUCAGCUACUUCGAGUCUGUCUCCUUCAGAGCAGUCCCAUGAGUCUUUCCAGCACAUGCCCAAGGCACAGGGGUUAAAGAAUGCCUCCUUCCCUCCCCCCACCCCAGGAAGCCAGAGAGCAGCCCCAGCAGGAUCCAGCAAAGGCUGUGUGGCCUUGUGCAGUGUGCAAGGGGACCAGGAGCUGAGGCUUGCAGCCAGGGUUCAAGUCUGGGGGAACUGACCAAGACCUACUGUGGCUGUGGCGCCACAAACCAAUCACCCGUCACCUUGGCGGAAGACACAUCCACACCACGGCUGUGGCGGCAGGUGCAGGCUGGCCUGGUGCUGGACCUGUGCUCAUGGCAGAGGGACAGGGUGGGGUGUGUGUGGAUAUACAUGUGUACCUGUGUUCCUGACGCCAAUGUGUGUGUGCACGCGUGCAUAUGCACAUUACCGGAGCUGGGUGCAGCUGUGGGGACAUGCCCCAGCCAAUGUCUCCUCUGACCAAUGGGGAUGUCCACGUGCUCCAGGGGUUGGGUAUCUUGCCCCACCCCCAGCACAUAUGUAACUGCUUCCCCCUGUGUCCCUGCAGCCUACCCUCAGGCAAGAACCCAAUGCCCAACCCCAGGCCCACCAAGCCUUCGGCCCCUUCUUUGGCCCUCGGCCCAUCCCCAGGAGCUUCACCCAGCUGGAAGGCUGCACCCAAGGCCUCAGACCUGCUGGGGACGAGGGGCCCAGGGGGAACCUUCCAGGGCCGGGACCUCCGAGGCGGAGCCCAUGCCACCACCACCUCCUCCUUGAACCCCAUGCCACCGUCGCAACUGCAGCUGCCCACAGUGCCCCUAGUCAUGGUGGCACCCUCUGGGGUGCGGCUGGGCCCUUCGCCCCACUUGCAGGCACUCCUCCAGGACAGGCCACACUUCAUGCACCAGCUCUCAGCAGUGGAUGCCCACGCCCGGACCUCCGUGCUACAGGUGCGCCCGCUGGAGAGCCCAGCCAUGAUCAGCCUCCCGCCACCAACUGCCACCACCGGGGUCUUCUCCCUAAAGGCCCGGCCCGGCCUGCCACCUGCAAUCAACGUGGCCAGCCUGGAGUGGGUGUCCAGGGAGCCAGCACUGCUCUGCACCUUCCCAAGCCCUGGCGUACCCAGGAAGGACAGCACCCUUUCGGCCGCGCCGCAGGGCGCCUACCCGCUGCUGGCAAAUGGCGUGUGCAAGUGGCCCGGAUGCGAGAAGGUCUUUGAGGAGCCAGAGGACUUCCUCAAGCACUGCCAGGCAGACCAUCUCCUGGACGAGAAGGGCAGGGCGCAGUGUCUCCUCCAGAGAGAGGUGGUACAGUCUCUGGAGCAGCAGUUGGUGCUGGAGAAAGAGAAGCUGGACGCCAUGCAGGCCCACCUGGCCCGGAAAAUGUCACUGAGCAAGGAUCCAUCCGCGGCCCCAUCGGACAAGAGCUCCUGCUGCAUUGUAGCUGCUGGCACCCAGGGCAGUGCUGUGCCGGCCUGGCCCAGCCCCCAGGAAGCCUCAGACAGCCUGUUCGCUGUACGGAGGCACCUGUGGGGCAGUCAUGGCAACAGCACAUUCCCAGAGUUCUUCCACAACAUGGACUACUUCAAGUUCCACAACAUGCGGCCCCCUUUCACCUACGCCACCCUCAUCCGCUGGGCCAUCCUGGAGGCCCCAGAGAAGCAGCGGACACUCAACGAGAUCUACCACUGGUUCACUCGCAUGUUCGCCUUCUUCCGAAACCACCCUGCUACCUGGAAGAACGCCAUCCGCCACAACCUGAGCCUGCACAAGUGCUUCGUGAGAGUGGAGAGUGAGAAGGGGGCUGUGUGGACCGUGGAUGAGUUUGAGUUCCGCAAGAAAAGGAGCCAGAGGACCAGCAGGUGCUCCAACCCCACACCUGGCCCCUGACCUCAAAGCAAGGAAAGAAGGAUGGACAGACCAAAACAGGGAGGGGGGACAGAAGUGACAGGCCCUGGACAUGCCUACAGGGACCAGAAAGUGAGGGGUCCACUCUUACUUGCCAGGGCCCCUGUUCCCAUCCAGCUAACCUCCUGGAUUCCCAUCCUCUGCCCCAAGGCUGCAUAGGGGGCCCCAGCCCAGCCCCCACCCCCACCCCACCCAUGUGAGGGGCUCUCCAGCCCAAGGGUGCCUUCACAACCAGCCACAUACAACAGCCUGCCUCAGCCACUUUUACAGACGACCUCAGGACUGGGAAAGUCACAGAGACGGGUCACCCUCCCGGGUCCUGGACUCAACACAACCGCGAAAACACAAAGCCUGCCUCGGUAUACUCAGACAGGCUCAGAGCUGGACAGUCCCCCACAGAAUCACACACGAGCCAACACCCUGUUGACUCCCAUGGCCCAUGGCACACAGCCGACAGCCAGUCUCUGGGCCCACACGUCAGUGCCACACUUGGUGUGCCCAGACCCCCUUACAGAGGCAGUGUCAGCACCCUCAGGACCUCACAUUCCAGUCGCCUGCAGUUCCCAACACAUGUGCUCAUUCACAGACACAACCUGUGUAUUGUGCA
Messenger RNA from Oryctolagus cuniculus (rabbit), 6880 nucleotides. The record is from RefSeq and is a predicted model, not a curated record. Lineage: Eukaryota; Metazoa; Chordata; Mammalia; Lagomorpha; Leporidae.